Molecule: messenger RNA, 1656 nt
Organism: Durotheca rogersii
Lineage: Eukaryota; Fungi; Ascomycota; Sordariomycetes; Xylariales; Xylariaceae
Product: actin-related protein, ARP1 class
Exons: 3
Coding region: 155-1297 (380 amino acids)
Source: RefSeq, a predicted model, not a curated record
AGUACCAAAUAAUACAAAGAAAGAAAGCACGUGUAGCAGCCCGCGGGUCGAGCGUGACGGCUACGGAUUCGGUUAGCGGGCAUAGGGGAGACCGGGAGUGGACGAGGCAGCACAGAGAGCGAGAGAAAGCCCUACGCCGCCCGAGCCCACCGCCAUGGCAGACUCCCUCCACAAUGCGCCUAUUGUACUGGACAAUGGCUCUGGCACCAUCCGGGCGGGCUUCGCCGGAGACGAUCUGCCCAAGUGCUACUUCCCCUCCUUCGUCGGCCGGCCCAAGCAUCUGCGCGUCCUCGCCGGCGCGUUAGAAGGCGAGGUCUUCAUCGGCCAGAAGGCCGCCACCGAGCUCAGGGGACUGCUCAAGAUCCGGUAUCCCUUAGAACACGGCAUAGUCACCGACUGGGACGACAUGGAGAAGAUAUGGGAAUACGUCUACAGCGAGGGGUUGAAGACGAUGAGCGAAGAGCACCCCGUCCUCUUAACCGAACCCCCGCUAAACCCCCGAGCGAACCGUGACACCGCCGCGCAGAUCCUCUUCGAGACCUUCAACGUCCCCGCGCUUUAUACCUCCAUCCAGGCCGUACUCUCCCUCUACGCCAGCGGCCGCACGACGGGGUGCGUGCUGGAUUCGGGGGAUGGCGUCUCCCACGCCGUGCCCGUGUACGAGGGGUUUGCCAUCCCGAGCUCGAUGCGCCGCAUCGACGUGGCCGGCCGCGACGUCACCGAGUACAUGCAGACGCUGCUGCGCAAGAGCGGUUACGUAUUCCACACGAGCGCCGAGAAGGAGGUUGUGCGCCUCAUCAAGGAGGCCGUCUCGUACGUCGCGUUCAACCCCAAGGCCGAGGAGAAGGACUGGGCCGGCGCCAAGCUCGAGCAGGGCAAGACGGCCGAGUACGUGCUACCCGACGGCAACCGCCUCCGCGUGGGCCAGGAGCGCUUCCGCGCGCCCGAGAUCCUCUUCGACCCCGAGAUCAUCGGGCUCGAGUAUCCGGGCAUCCAGCAGAUCGUCACCGACGCCAUCAACCGCACCGACCUGGAUCUGCGCAAGGCGCUCUACGCCAACAUCGUGCUCUCGGGCGGCAGCACCCUGACGAAAGGGUUCGGCGACCGCUUGCUGAGCGAGGUCAAGAAGCUUGCUGUUAAGGACAUGCGCAUCAAGAUUUUUGCUCCGCCCGAGCGCAAGUACUCGACCUGGAUCGGAGGGAGCAUCUUGGCGGGGCUGAGCACGUUUAGAAAGAUGUGGGUUAGCAUCGACGACUGGCACGAGGACCCGGACAUCAUCCACAAGAAAUUGACGUAAGCCAUCCACCGGGGGUGGGCGGGAUGUAGAAGAGCAUAUACACUUUAUAAGGUGUCGGUCUACAACAGCAAGAAGGGAAGAAGGAGGACGCCGGGGAUGCAACGAGAAAAACGCCCCACGCCUCUAGACCCGAAUGUAAUAUCAUGGAUCAUGCGCAGACGAGGGAAACGCGAGGAAGCAGUACGAGGGGGCCGCCACCCGAAUCGCGGUCGCGACGACGUUUGGCGCACGAUAAACACACGGUAUCUUGGGGUGAUUCGCCGGCCCCUUGGAAAACAGGGGGUGGUGCCUCGACAGGGGGGGGGAUCUUAUUCACGAUGCUAGGCAGGAGGGUCAAGGUCGGGAAGCCGGACGACGAG